Messenger RNA from Arctia plantaginis, 1308 nucleotides. Lineage: Eukaryota; Metazoa; Arthropoda; Insecta; Lepidoptera; Erebidae. The record is from the annotation of a GenBank genome assembly.
AUGGUACAAAGCCAUAUUUAUAUUUUACAAGUUUUAUUUGCGAUUGGCAUCACAUUAGGUUCCCAGUGCCUAGAUUUUGAAAGCAAGCAUACAUGGGUAGCCAGUAUCGCUCGCUACGUAGUUUACAUACUGACAGUCCAAGGCUCAAAGGCGACCAGUGUACUUGUGUAUGAAAUACUCCAUGGUAAAAGAGAUUGGAACACCCAUCUCUUCAGCAAAGUGAACCGGAAUCGAUUUAUUAUUUAUUUCGUUGCCGCCGCCAUAGUAUACCUUAACAAUAAUAAGUUGUAUGCAGAAGAUUUGCCUUUGGUACUGAUCGCAUAUUUAAUCGUCAAGUACCCUGAAAUGGACACGGACCAAGAAUGGCUAUUAAUAUCCGUAAAAAUAGAGUCCAAAGUAUAUGAUCAUAUAUUAAGUGAUUCUGAUCAAAUGGCCGGCAAGUCUGAAAUAGUUCCUGUAAUAGAUAUUUUCGCAAAGACAACGGUGUUUAAAGCACUAGAAGGUGAUCAAAAAAUGCUUGCAAGUCAAGUAGACACCCGUCAGGUUAAAGAACAUGUUUUGUGGGAUAGAAAGAACGAAGCCCGCUCUCAAAGAGAGAAGUCGGCCUGCAGACGAAGCAACCAACAAGUUUGCAGAGCAGAAGGGCUAGCCCCCUGCCAGAAACAUCAGGGUACAUCAGCUGUAAGUCUUGGCGCUGGUCUGGCCUGCAGUUACAUAGAAGGAUAUCUAGUCUAUGUAAUCCCGACAGAUGGACGUGAUAUAAAGGGUUUGCAAGAUAAUAUCCGGACAUUCGAAGACACACAUAAUGUGGUUUUUCCUGUGAAAAGAUUGUUCGUCAUCGUCACCAAGUCCAUGCACUGUCCGACAGACUUAAAGGAAUUCAAUGACAAGAGUGACAGAGAAGAUGUCAACAGACUGGAGGCUUGUCUGUCCUUUGAGAAGGUAGUGAGAGAUGUCGCCGGGGUAAAAAACCGGCAUUACAAGAACUCCGCGUAUAAGAUCAUCAGACCGAACAAUAAACCAGUUUACAUAGCCGCGGAGUGCGCCACCUCCCUGCACACACUGUACAAGGUGAUGAAAAACAGACAUUUGUGUGAUGAAAUGGUCGGCGUGAAUGUCGGAGACAUUGUAUCGGACUUUGUGUGUACGUUGCGCUCAGCGCUGGACAGUAUUCCGGAACUUAAGAACAAGUGUGAAGUGGUCUACUUUGAUGAUACCGACGAGACCUUAAAUCUGUCCGAUGUCUUACUUGACAGAGUCAAAACUUUGGAACCGAACUUCGAAGAGUAUAUCAGACGUAGAAGAUAA